GUGGCAGUGAAAGUAAUUGACAAGAAAAGAGCCAAAAAGGACACCUAUGUCACCAAGAAUCUGCGACGGGAAGGGCAGAUCCAGCAAAUGAUCCGCCACCCAAAUAUUGCUCAGCUGCUGGAUAUACUGGAAACGGAAAACAGCUACUACCUUGUCAUGGAGCUGUGCCCAGGUGGCAACUUGAUGCACAAGAUCUAUGAGAAAAAAAGACUUGAGGAGCAUGAAGCACGCAAAUAUAUCCGGCAGCUUAUCCUGGCAGUUGAACAUCUUCACCGAGCAGGAGUAGUUCACAGAGACUUGAAGAUAGAAAAUCUGUUGCUAGAUGAAGACAACAACAUCAAGCUUAUUGACUUUGGAUUGAGCAACUGUGCAGGCAUCUUGGGUUAUUCUGAUCCAUUCAGCACCCAGUGUGGGAGCCCAGCAUAUGCAGCCCCUGAACUUCUGGCAAGAAAAAAAUACGGGCCCAAAAUAGACGUUUGGUCCAUUGGGGUGAACAUGUACGCGAUGUUGACUGGAACAUUACCUUUUACUGUGGAGCCGUUCAGCUUGAGAGCUUUAUACCAGAAAAUGGUGGACAAAGAAAUGAACCCUUUUCCCACCCAGCUUUCUACAGCGGCCAUAAACUUUCUACGAUCUCUGCUAGAGCCAGAUCCUGCAAAGAGACCAAACAUCCAGCAGGCACUUGCAAAUCGAUGGCUUAAUGAGAAUUACCCUGGAAGAGCACCACCUAAUGUCACGUAUCCAAACAGGAUUCACCUUGAGGACCUCAGCCAAAGCGUGCUGCUCCAUAUGACCGAGAAGCUUGGCUACAAGAACAGCGAUGUUAUCAACACUGUGCUCUCAAACAGGGCAAGUCACACACUUGCCAUCUACUUUCUACUUAAUAAGAAGCUGGAGCGCUACUUGGCAAGCCUCAGGAAGUCUGAAGGCCCGGAUAAUAUUUGCCACAAGAACCAGCUAUACCAGAUAGAAAAAUACAAGGCAAAUAAAGACUCCUUUGAGAUACAUAGCACCAAGGCUCUGCUGAAGGACCGGAAAGUCACCAGGGCUGGAGGUCCAGAGAAAGACUCCAGCGGUGGGGUGAGCCCUUUCCUCGACCCCCUGGCAGCCAAGACGGGCUGCGUCACUUCCAGCUCGCUGGAGUACCUCGAGGUCCAGCAGCCGCCCCCCCGGACCCCUCGGCUCCUCAAGAGGCAGGAGUCUCCGCAGCAGGAGCCGGCCCGGAUCGGGGGCCGGGCAAAGGACUCUCCUCUCAUCCUGAAUAUUGUGCACUCCUUCGAGUCGGUUGACAGAGAGGACCAAAUAGACCAGGUUUCCCCCUCUCAUCAGUACAGGAUUUUAGGCUCGCCGAUGAAUUUCCCUUACAAAAGCUCAAGUGAAAGGACACUGUCCCCACUUUUUCAGCCAGGGAGCACCUCCCCCGUCCACCCCACCCAAGUCUCUUUCACGUAUGAAGAAAAAGCAUACCCGGCAAAGGAAGAAGCAGCGUCCCCUACUCAGCUGGUUUCCAACAACCCCUUGGGCAGCCCUAACUGUGUUAAAAGCAGAGGCAGAUUCCCCAUGAUGGGGAUCGGACAGAUGCUGCGGAAGAGGAACCAGACGAUGCAGUCGGCGAACGACAAGCCGCUGGAAGCGAGGAUGCCUCAGCUGCAGCAGAUGAGCCCCACGCAGAUUUCCUUCAAUGGAGCAGAUGCUGUCAGCGGCCAGUGUUAG
Molecule: messenger RNA, 1713 nt
Organism: Cariama cristata (Red-legged seriema)
Lineage: Eukaryota; Metazoa; Chordata; Aves; Cariamiformes; Cariamidae
Gene: HUNK
Product: hormonally up-regulated Neu-associated kinase
Exons: 9
Biological process (GO): protein phosphorylation; intracellular signal transduction
Cellular component (GO): cytoplasm
Molecular function (GO): ATP binding; protein serine/threonine kinase activity
Source: RefSeq, a predicted model, not a curated record